AAUACACGACAGUUUCAGUUGUGUUUUUACCCGGUGCAGUCAUCAGAACUAUUUUAAUUAAAAUAAUAAAAAGAUGACCAAAGUAAUUUUAGGUUUUUUCCUUUGUCUUGCUUGGACAUUGAGUGCUGCUUGUGGACUAACUAUAGUUUCAAGAGCAGAUUGGCACGGUCAAGAACCGGAUGGAGAGAUUGAUAAUCUAAAAUCUCCAGUAAACAAGGUCAUAAUCAGUCAUACAGCAUCAGGAUCCUGCAAUAACAGGGCAUCCUGUGAUCAUAAGGUGAAAAGUAUUCAAAAACAACAAAUGGAUGUAAUGGGCUUUAGCGACAUUGCAUACAAUUUUCUUAUCGGAAACGAUGGCAACGUGUAUGAGGGAAGAGGUUGGAACAAAGUUGGAGCACAUACUAGGGGUCAUAAUACUGAUAGCAUUGGUAUAUCAUUCAUUGGAAUUUUCGAUUCUGAAGCACCAAGUGAAGAUGCACUUAAUAUUGCAAAAGAAUUAAUUGCUGAAGGUGUUCGCAAUGGAAAAUUAUCAGCAAACUACAAACUAUUUGGUCAUAGGCAAUUCAGUUCUACAAAUAGUCCAGGGGAUUCACUGUAUGCAAUAAUUAAAAAAUGGCCCCAAUGGAGUAGAGGCAAUCGAUAAAAAUUAUAUAGAUACGUGUCAUAAUAUAUCGUAAUAAAUGAAUGUGUAAUAGUUUGUAUUUCUUUGUUUGGAAAUAAACAAAUUCUAUUCAUAUGUGAUAAAAAUGAA
Messenger RNA from Episyrphus balteatus (marmalade hoverfly), 751 nucleotides. Its product is annotated as peptidoglycan-recognition protein SD-like. The transcript is spliced from 2 exons. Gene Ontology annotation, molecular function: N-acetylmuramoyl-L-alanine amidase activity; peptidoglycan binding; zinc ion binding. The coding region runs from base 74 to 643 and encodes 189 amino acids. The record is from RefSeq and is a predicted model, not a curated record. Lineage: Eukaryota; Metazoa; Arthropoda; Insecta; Diptera; Syrphidae. Gene Ontology annotation, biological process: innate immune response; peptidoglycan catabolic process.